Messenger RNA from Protopolystoma xenopodis, 543 nucleotides. The record is from the annotation of a GenBank genome assembly. Lineage: Eukaryota; Metazoa; Platyhelminthes; Monogenea; Polystomatidea; Polystomatidae.
AUGUAUAAUGGCAUAGGCUUGCCUACCCCUAGAGGCAGUGGCACUAAUGGAUAUGUGCAAAGAAAUUUUGCCUUCAUUACAAACACUAAAGAAAAGCAGCUCUACAAAACUGAAGAUGAUUUUUCUAAGGUUGAUUCUAGAAAUGCGCUAUUCAAGGAACCUAAUAAAGAUAUCCUCCUUCAUGAGCGCAAAAGGAAAAUUGAGUCUAAAUGUCUAGAAUUGUGCAAAAAUAUGGAAGACCAGGGGUAUAAUGAUGAAGAAAUACAGGAAAAGGUAUCAUCCUAUAGGAGACUGCUUUUGAAUCAACUAGAGGAUUCGAAUGCUCCAAAAAUAGACAUAUUACCUGAAACCGAGGUGCCUUGUAACCGUAAAGGAACCCAUGAGAUGUCAGAACUAAAUAAAGUCAAGAACUUUAUAUUUAAAGAGGCCUUGGGAAUUAGUGAGGAUUUUCGUGACGGUACCUCAAUGGAAGUGGCACAACUAAGACGAAAAGAGGCUGAGCUAAGCAAAAAACUUUUAGAAGCACAAAAGGAAAUGGCGUAA